Molecule: messenger RNA, 846 nt
Organism: Raphanus sativus (radish)
Lineage: Eukaryota; Viridiplantae; Streptophyta; Magnoliopsida; Brassicales; Brassicaceae
Product: style cell-cycle inhibitor 1
Exons: 4
Coding region: 79-567 (162 amino acids)
Source: RefSeq, a predicted model, not a curated record
CCGAGAAUUAAGAUAUCAGGGCCCGUAUCAAAUAAGUGCUCAUGUCGUUUGUUUAGAGUCACUCCGACGGGGAAAUUAAUGGGAAGCGAACGGAGCUCGAUGGAGAAGAAGAGGAGCAGAGCACGGAGCGAAGAUCCUUCUUCGUCUUCCGAGAACGAAGAAAGAGUUAAGAGGCAUAGAGGAACAGAGAAAGAUGAUGAGAGGAGAAGUAGUAGGAGAAGUGAGAAGAAGAAGGAGAAGAAAUCUCACAAGCACCACCGAUCGAGUACAUCAAAGAAGUCGAAGGAUGAUAAGCACAAAAAGAAAGAAGCAGAAGUUGACCACAAGCUUAAAGAGGGGAUCCCAGAGUUGUCAAGUGAGGAUUACUUCUCUAAGAACAACGAGUUUGCCACAUGGCUGAAAGAGAAGAAGCGCACUUACUUCAAUGAUCUCACGACCGAAUCUGCAAGGGAGUUGUUUUCUCGCUUUGUCAAGGCUUGGAACAGAGGGAAACUCGAGUCCCGAUACUACGAGGGUAUCUCCACUGCCCCACGAACAGCUCACAACUGGAAGAUCAAGCAGAAGUGAAAACAAGAAGCAAAACCUUCCUCUGCUUAACUCUCUACUUGCUUCUUGAACGUUUGGAGGUUGAUGAUAAAAAAGAUACCUUCUUCAGUUUUUCUUAUCAAGAGCUCUUGCUGCGAAACUUGUUAGAUAGAUUGUGGUUGAGACGCGUUUGUAGUUGGUUUACAGAGGAAAAAACGAAUCUUUACAUCUAAGUUGCUGAAGAACUAUCUCAUAUAUCCUCAGGACCUCAUGUAUACUUUAUGACUUCUUUAUAGGCAAAAUCUAUCUUUAGUUUAUACU